AUGCCUCUUUCUGAACACGUCCCUUACGAAAAAAUCCUUGCAGAUCUUCAGGAUAACUCUCCUGGUUAUUCCCAACGGUUCCGUCGUCAGUCCAUUGUUGACAAUGGCCUUGUUUCUGAUGUCCCUAAAGACAAUUCAAACACUUCUAUCUUUAACCCUUAUGAAUCUUUUUAUUCAAUUAAUCCCAUUGCUAAAUUCCACGUGCCUAAAUCUGGUGCAAAUGGCCAAACCGUUGCCCAACUCAUCCGUGAUGACCUUGACCUCGAUGGAAAGCCUGCCCUUAACCUUGCAUCCUUUGUUAAUACUUUUAUUGACCCCGUUGCUCAGCAACUCGCCGUCGAAAAUCUCACAAAAAAUAUGUCGGAUAGCGAUGAGUACCCGGCCCUUAUGAAUAUCCACCAACGCUGUAUCUCUAUGAUUUCCCAUCUAUGGCAUGUCCCCGAGGGGAACGCUGCAAUUGGUACUUGCACAACCGGCUCUUCUGAAGCUAUCCAUCUCGGUGGCCUUGCAAUGAAACGUCGCUGGGAAGCCCGCCAAAAGGCCAAUGGUAGACCCUUUGACCGUCCUAAUAUUCUCAUGGGUGCAAAUGCUCAAGUUGCCUUGGAAAAGUUUGCCCGUUACUUUGAUGUGGAACCUCGCAUUAUCCCUGUUUCUGACAAGUCCCGCAACAUGCUGGACUUGGAAAAAAUUUAUGAAAACUUGGAUGAAAACACAAUUGGCAUUUUUGUCAUUCUCGGUUCAACCUACACCGGCUCUUACGAAGAUGUUGAAGGUGUUUCCAAGAUUCUCGACAAGUAUCAAGAAGACACUGGCAUUGAUAUCCCCAUCCACGUUGACGGUGCCUCUGGUGGCCUUGUUGCUCCCUUUGUUCAUCCCCAUGUUAAAUGGGAUUUCUCUCUCCCCCGUGUUAAGUCUAUCAACACCUCGGGUCAUAAGUUUGGUCUCACCACUGCCGGUCUCGGAUGGGUUAUUUGGUCCGAUACAAAGUACCUCCCAGAUAAUCUUAUCUUUUUGCUCAAGUACCUUGGAGGUAACGAAAAGUCAUACACUCUUAACUUUUCCCGUCCUGGCCACACUGUGGUCCACCAGUACUACAACUUUUUAACCCUUGGUUACGAAGGAUACAAGCGCGUCCACUCGGCUUCUCUCUAUAAUGCUCGCCUCUUUUCCAAGUUCCUCGAGUCUACUGGCUACUUUCAAUGCGUCUCUGAAAUUCACCGUCUAAAUGGCGAUUAUGUCUUUGAUCCUACAAAGGAACAUGAGCUUACUAAAACCCGCGAUGCUUCCCUUUUUAACCCUGGUCUCCCUGUCGUCGCCUUUAUGCUUACUGAUGAGUUUAAGCAAAAGUAUCCAGAGGUUCCACAAGCUGCCAUUUCAACGUUGCUCCGAGUUAAAGGUUACAUUAUUCCUAACUAUCCUCUUCCAGUCAAUAACGAAGCCAAGGAGGUUCUUCGUGUUGUUGUGAGAUACACAAUUACUCUCGAUUUGCUUGAUAAUCUUAUGGAAGAUAUUGUCCAAGUGGUUCAGACUCUUAUUUCUUCAGCUCGCUCGCUACGCGAAGACCCCGACGUUCCCGUCGAUGAUGGUCACCGUAAGGGUAUUUACAAGGCUCUUUUGGCUUUAGUCUCAAACCCCAAUGUUCAAGAAGAACAUGAAAACGAAUGGAAGCAUCUUCACCGUGGUGCUUCAAUUUGCUAA
Molecule: messenger RNA, 1698 nt
Organism: Magnusiomyces paraingens
Lineage: Eukaryota; Fungi; Ascomycota; Dipodascomycetes; Dipodascales; Dipodascaceae
Exons: 1
Coding region: 1-1698 (565 amino acids)
Biological process (GO): L-glutamate catabolic process
Cellular component (GO): cytosol
Molecular function (GO): glutamate decarboxylase activity; pyridoxal phosphate binding
Source: RefSeq, a predicted model, not a curated record